AUGACUAAUGACGCAAAUACUACAGCAGAGAAGCGGAAGUUUCGUGGCCUGCUUGCAAAGAAAAAAAGAUUAAAAAAAGAAAUAUUUGCUAUUGAAAAAGAAAUAUUCAGGAUAGAAACCGCAUACUUGGAGAUGACACAAGGUGCUCCACUUACAAAAAAUGUAGACUACUAUACAUCAAACAGGGUCGAUAAAAAGAAGCCAUGCGUAGAUGACAGGAUGAGAAUGUUCAACAGAAACUUCCCGAUGCCAAACAAGUAG
Messenger RNA from Ordospora pajunii, 261 nucleotides. RefSeq lists its product as uncharacterized. The record is from RefSeq and is a predicted model, not a curated record. NCBI's taxonomy places the organism in Eukaryota, Fungi, Microsporidia, Ordosporidae. The transcript has a single exon. Bases 1 to 261 code for a protein of 86 amino acids. Gene Ontology annotation, cellular component: histone acetyltransferase complex.